CUCUGAUUGAAAAAAUUACUAGCGAAAUCCAAUUUCCGCGAAAACUAAAUCCUUUUUCCUUACAUUCAUUUUCCAAAUCUCGAUUUGGAUCCAAUCAAAAUAACUUUCACUAUCUCAGGCCACUAGAUACGAUGAUCUCGACGACGUCGUAAGCUUAGCAUCCUCCGGUGUUUCUCUCGAUUCCAAGGACUCCCUUGGCCGUACAGUGGAUUUAGGUUUCAAUAAUGAUGGAGAGGGCUGAUUCUAGUAAAAAGCUAUAUUCGCGUCUGCGUCUAUGGGAGUUUCCGGAUCAGUAUAUUGUUGAGCCCACUGAUGGCUCUUGUGGUUCCUCCUUGGUCAUCAGUCGGAAGGACGGCUCAAUGAGUCUGAUUGAUGAGCUUCCAGAAUCCAGCUCUGUUCCUAAAGUUCGGCCAAUUUUUGGUGUUGUUGGGAUGCUAAAGCUCUUGGCAGGUUCGUAUUUAAUAGUUAUAACCGAGCGUGAAUGUGUUGGAUCUUACUUGGGGCAUCCUAUCUUUAAAGUUUCAUCCCUGAAGAUUUUUCCCUGUAAUCAUUCUCUUGAAAAUUCCCCUGCAGAGCAGAAAAAGAUGGAGACUGAGUUUUCUGGGCUGCUAAAUAUUGCAGAGAAGACUUCUGGUCUGUACUUCUCAUACGAAACCAAUUUAACACUGAGUGCACAGCGAUUAAAUGAUCUGGGUGAUGAGUCAAAAUUGCUUCCUCUUUGGAGACAAGCAGAACCUCGAUUUCUAUGGAACAACUAUAUGUUGGAAGUGCUCAUAGAUAACAAGCUUGAUCCGUACAUACUACCUGUUGUCCAAGGGAGCUUUAAUAACUUUCAAGCAGCCAUUGGGAAAGAUGUUAUUGAUGUUACUCUGGUUGCGAGGAGAUGUACAAGGAGAAAUGGCACUCGGAUGUGGAGAAGAGGAGCUGAUUCCGAUGGGUAUGUUGCUAAUUUUGUGGAAUCCGAGCAAAUUAUGCAAUUUAAUGGAUUUACAGCAUCAUUUGUUCAGGUUCGGGGGUCAAUUCCAUUGCUUUGGGAGCAAAUUGUAGAUUUGACAUAUAAGCCGAAGUUUCAAAUUGUUAAACUUGAGGAAGCUCCUCAAGUAGUUGAGCGACAUUUUCUGGAUUUAAGAAAAAAAUAUGGGGCUGUUUUUGCUGUUGAUCUUGUCAACAAGCAUGGAGGUGAAGGACGCUUAAGUGAAAAAUAUGCAGGUGCAAUGCAGCAUGUUGUUAGUGAUGAUGUAAGAUAUCUGCACUUCGAUUUUCAUCAUAUUUGCGGGCAUGUUCAUUUUGAGCGCCUCUCAAUCCUUUAUGAGCAAAUUUCAGAUUUCAUUGAGAGAAACGGGUACCUUUUGUUGAAUGAAAAGGGUGAGAAAAUGAAGGAGCAACUUGGAGUUGUGCGGACAAAUUGUAUUGAUUGCUUAGACCGUACGAAUGUUACCCAGAGCAUGAUAGGCCGGAAAAUGUUGGAGUUCCAACUUAGAAGGCUUGGUGUUUUUGGUGCUGAAGAAACUAUCAGCUCACAUCCAAAGUUUGAUGAUAGCUUUAAAGUCUUGUGGGCUAAUCAUGGGGAUGACAUAAGCCUUCAAUAUUCUGGCACUGGUGCUUUGAAAGGAGAUUUUGUCAGAUAUGGCCAGCGGACAAUCCAAGGGAUCCUUAAGGAUGGAUGGAAUGCCCUUGCACGCUAUUAUUUGAAUAACUUUUGUGAUGGAACAAAACAGGACGCAAUUGAUCUCCUUCAAGGGCAUUAUAUUGUUUCUGUCGGCCGAGAUAUGACUACCCCAUCUCAAAAAGGAGGAGGCCUUGAGGCUGUAGCUUCCUUUCCACUGGCUUUAUCACUGGUUUUGACUGGGUUCUUUUUCGCAACUAUGUCAUUGAGGCAAGGUCAAUACGAUCUUCGGCACUUUUUCUUUUCGUUUAUGUGGGCAGGCUUGAGUGUAGCUUUAGCGGCAUUUGUGAGGGCCAAUGGCAGGAUUUUCUGCAACCGUCCUCGUCUGCACAAGCCUCGUUGAUUCUGGGUCUGACUGAUUCCAAUUUUGUGUGAAAUUUUAAUCUUUCUGCUAACUAAUAUUUAUUCAUUCACACGAUUUUGUAGUUAAGUGUAGCUACGAAUUCCUGGUUGGUUAUAUCUGUAAGUUUUUGGGAUAUAAUUUAAGCAAUUGUUGUAUUC
Messenger RNA from Quercus robur (English oak), 2167 nucleotides. RefSeq names its product phosphoinositide phosphatase SAC7-like. Gene Ontology annotation, molecular function: phosphatidylinositol-4-phosphate phosphatase activity. The transcript is spliced from 21 exons. Gene Ontology annotation, cellular component: endoplasmic reticulum. Bases 225 to 2009 code for a protein of 594 amino acids. Lineage: Eukaryota; Viridiplantae; Streptophyta; Magnoliopsida; Fagales; Fagaceae. Gene Ontology annotation, biological process: phosphatidylinositol dephosphorylation. The record is from RefSeq and is a predicted model, not a curated record.